Messenger RNA from Thlaspi arvense, 1100 nucleotides. The record is from the annotation of a GenBank genome assembly. NCBI's taxonomy places the organism in Eukaryota, Viridiplantae, Streptophyta, Magnoliopsida, Brassicales, Brassicaceae.
UGAGCAUGCUAAAGAAAAUCUUAAUUAACGCACGUGGGCUCUUUAGGUGGAAGAGUAGAUACACACGUGGUGUUUAGGUGGAUUUACGUAUUGUAUUAAGAGAAAGGAGCCUUUUGUUUUUGCUUCGGCGAAGAGAAGACAUGUCGGUUCAUCAUCGUCAGUGUACCGAGAACCCGCCCAAUCUGGAUCCAAAUAGUGGGUCGGGUCAUGUCGAGAAACUUGGCGGUCUCGACUCUAGACGCAAUUGUCUCUGGUUCCACUCAUUCAAGGCUCGCCGUUGUUCUCGUCUCUCAUGUUUUCGAUUCGUGUCACAUUUUGCUAGUAAUGAAACCCAGUAUUCUACAUUCGUUUGUUUCAAAUGGAAACUUGAUCUGCUUUGGAAGAGUCUUAUGGACAUUGCCGAUAAGGCUUUUGAGGACUCAAGGCCAGUAGUGGAAGCCUUGAAGAACAAAGGCAUAACUGCAAUUGGAGCAGUAGGGUUCUGUUGGGGUGCAAAAGUUGCAGUGGAACUUGCGAAACAAGAGCUUGUUGAAGCUGCUGUUCUGUUACAUCCUUCUCGUGUUACAGUGGAUGAUAUCAAGGGGGUCAAGGUUCCAAUUUCUGUAUUAGGAGCUGAACUCGAUCAAGUGUCCCCUCCAGAACUUGUGAAGCAAUUCGAAGACGUUUUAGAUACUAAACCAGAGGUGAAAAGUUUUGUGAAGAUAUUCCCACGAGUCAAACAUGGUUGGACUGUUAGGUACAACGUGAAUGAUCCAUUAGAAGUUGAAGCUGCAGAGGAAGCUCACAAAGACAUGCUCGCUUGGCUCAUUGACCAUGUCAAGUGAAGUGAGAACCUGGAUUCAGUCGGUUUGGUUUGCGAGACCAUGUCAAGCUGUAAAAACAUGUUGUGUCUAUUACUUUUAAAAAAAUAAAGUAGUGUAACUUGUAGAAUCUUCAAUCUCUCUCAGAUUGGUUUGGUAUGUUCUUGUGUUGUUAUUUUUUUGAAAAAUAUACCUUUUUAGUCAUUUGAGAUAUUUUGCAUUCAUAUUUGUUUAUAAAUACACAAACAAACAAUGUUACAUCCAAAUGCUAUAUCCAAAUGCAAAACCUAGUUUUAAAAA